Corylus avellana is the source of this 928-nucleotide messenger RNA. NCBI's taxonomy places the organism in Eukaryota, Viridiplantae, Streptophyta, Magnoliopsida, Fagales, Betulaceae. The record is from RefSeq and is a predicted model, not a curated record.
ACCAUUGUGCCAAAAAAAUAAACCCCACCAUUGUUCCUCCCCAGAACUUUCUCCAAAAUCAAAAGAGCAUCAAACACACAAUCUUGUCUGAGGAACAAAAUUCAGAAUCAAAAAACCAAAAACAAUGUCAGCAACAUCACCAGAAAUGAUUGUCAAGAACCGGUUCCUAGGGUUCCUCAUAUGGCAGUCCAUUCCCUCCACUGCCAUCUUCAUCCUCUUCAAAACAUUCAUCUCCACCAUCACCACCAGUACUUCUACUUCUAGUAGUAGUAGCAGAAACCCAUUACUCUCUUAUGCCCCGUCGCUCAUUACCCUCCUCACCUUCUUCACUUUCCACCUCUCACAGCUCCUCUUCUCUGCCUCUCUCUCACUCGUCUCCUCCCCCCACCCCCACCGUCCGGCCUACCCUUUUGAGCUCAUACUCGGUCUCGUCCGCUUUCUUCUUGUCUCGGACUCAUCAUCGGCAUCGGUGCCCGUCGAUUUUCGCUUCCGGGCUAAGGUUUCUUUGAGCUUUGUGUUGUUUGUGGCGGCUUGUGCUGUAUCAGGAUCGCUGGGAAUGGUUUCGAUGUGCUGGGUGAAAUCGAGCAGCUUUGAUGUUGAGUGGGUGAUUCGAGGUUUUGGGGUUGGAUUGCUUUACGGGUUGGUUUAUGUUUACAAGCGCAGAUGGGUUUUGGAGUUUCCCAUUAUUCAGCGUCCACCCUUCUUCAGCUUCAAGAUGGGGCUCCCUUCAGCUACUACAUGCGCUUUUGCGCUUUCGGGUGUGGCUUACCUUUUCUCAGCUGUUCUAGGAGCAAUUCUCCCAGAUCCCUUUAAGAGGCAGGUUACAGUGAGAAAGUACAUUGCUGAGCAGAUCAUCUUUUGGAUUGGAAGUUUUGCGAUGUUUCUCUGCUGGGAAUUAAGUCAUCAUUUACAUCGGGUGGUCUACUGA